AUGGCUCCCCUAGUUAUCUCCCAAUGCAGCGUCGCCGAUGGCACCGCCCUAGCUACCAACAGCAUUCCCGCCUUCUGGACUGACCCGCACUGGGUCCUGGCCUGGCGCCAUCGGACCCUCGAGUACCACCAUUCACAGAUAGCCCUGCGCUUCCCGCGCAACCUCUUGAACAAAAGGGAGGCCUUACGACAUCAGAAAGCAGUGGAUUCAGAGACGGGCCGCAUACUCGGCUACGCUCGAUGGCGCCUUCCAUCGUCUUAUGAGAUCAACCCAGAUGAUGGCACGCCGACAUGGCCCGAGGCCCAGGUCCCCGCGGUCGAGCCCGAGAAGGAGGCCGAGAUUCGACGGAUUGCCGAGACCGUUGUCUGGGAUCACAAUGGCGAUGGUGAUGAGCUGUUGGAUCGUGUGAACGCGCUCGAGACGGAAGUGAUGCCAAAGACACCGUAUAUCAGUAAGUUGUGCAAUGACAUGCGACUAGCGGAAUAUUUCCUGGUCUGA
Messenger RNA from Penicillium brasilianum, 498 nucleotides. The record is from the annotation of a GenBank genome assembly. Lineage: Eukaryota; Fungi; Ascomycota; Eurotiomycetes; Eurotiales; Aspergillaceae.